Rotaria sordida is the source of this 1869-nucleotide messenger RNA. The record is from the annotation of a GenBank genome assembly. Lineage: Eukaryota; Metazoa; Rotifera; Eurotatoria; Philodinida; Philodinidae.
AUGGAACAAAUGAAACGAAAAAAUAGUGUUGCUGAUGGUAAUAAGAAAAAGAAGGUAGUAGGUGAUGCUAAAAGUCUAUCAAGAAAUUCAACCGCACGUUUUGAAGAUCUUUCUAAUGAAAUUAUUUAUGAAAUUUUUGAAUUUCUCGAUUUUUUUCAUGUAUAUGAAAUUUUCUCUAAUCUCAAUAUUCGAUUUCAAAAUCUUCUUAUUUAUUCAAAUUUUCUACUAAAAAUUAAACAUUUAUCUACAUCAAAAUCAACUUUUCAACGUUAUCAUACACAAAUUAUCAUCCCUAAUCAACAUCGAAUUAAAUCACUUUAUCUAUCAAAUCCAUUUAUUAUUGAUGGUAUUUUUUCAUCUACUCGUAUUGAAUUAAAAUUAACAAGACUUGAAACACUUAUUCUUAAUAAGAUUUCAUCACUAUAUGUUGAAAAUCUUCUCAAAUAUUUACUUGUCUUGCCUUAUUUAUCUUCUUUAAUAAUUAAUUGUGAAGAUGAAGUUCAAAAUAAAAAUAAUCUUUAUAAACAAAUAUUUCGUUUACCUGCACUAAAAUAUUGCAAACUAUCAUUAGACGAAUCCAAUCAACCUGAACAAUUACCUAUUGCAACGAAAGGAUCUAGUCCUAUUGAACAUUUUAUUCUAAAUAGUACACAUGUUCUAAAUGAUCUCAAUAAUCUUUUAUCAUAUAUUCCUCAUCUUAAUCGUUUAUCGAUUCAUUCGUCAUAUGAUUCUCCUAUUACACAAAUACAAUUAUAUUCAGUGUCGUUAAUACAUUUGACACAUGUGUCUCUAAAUCGCUUAGAUAUUCCUUUUGAUCAAUUGGAAUUCAUGAUUCAAUCUCUUUUUAAUCAAGUUCAAGUAUUACAUAUUUCGAAUUAUUGUAGAUCAGUUUAUUUAGAUGCUAACCGAUGGCAAAGAUUGAUUUUAUCUUAUAUGCCACAUUUACGAAUUUUUGAUAUUUUUAUUUCUUAUACUUUAAAUUGGGCUGAAAAUAUUAUUGAUUUUAUUACUAUGAUUAAUAUGUUCAAUUCUUCAUUUUGGUUCAAACGACGAUGGUUUUUUGAAUAUCAAGUAGAUAAAAAACGAGAUCAAAAUUUUAGCUUCUAUUCAACGAAUCCAUACAGGAGAAAACAAUAUAUAUUAUAUGAAGAGAAAAAUAAAAAUAUUAACAGAAAUCGUCAAAAAAUGAUCAUGAAUUUUGUUCAACAAAUUGAAAUUCGAAAUGAAAAAGCGAUGAUUAAUUGUCAAAAUUAUUUUCCAAAUGUUACGGGACUCAUUAUUUUGUUUAAUUUUGGUGAGCAGAGUAAAAAUCUUCUUUCCAAUAGUCUUAAUAAUAUUAUACCUUUGAAUCAACUGACUAAAUUUAUUCUUCGUUCUUACCACAAUGAUUUUUACAAAAUAAUCGAACUCUUACAAUGCAUGCCUAAUAUUCAUACUUUUGAAAUUGGACAUACAUCACUUAAGGAUUCAAAUUUAGUGUCAAUUCAACAAAGUCAUACUUUUCGAUUAGUAUCUCAAACAAAUAAAAUUCAAAAUAUGAUAAUUGAAUGUCAAUGUACAUUAAAAGAAAUACAAUUUUUGAUUAAUCUUUGUCCUCAAUUACAACAACUGACAAUCGAUAAAUCUGACAAGGAUUUUGAAUCAUUUUUACGAUGUUUAUUAUCAAAUAUUAAUGAAAAACUUAAUUAUUUAUUUUUAUUAUGUAUUGCAUCUAUAAAUCAAAAGGAAACAAAUAUACUAGAAACUUUGAUCAAAUCAGAAAAACUUCUUCAUCCGCAUUCCCCACAAAUAAAAUAUCAUAGUUUUAAUAGAAAAAACCUAUUUAUGGUUUUAGAAUUGAUUGUUAAUAAAGUUUUUUUUUUAUUUUGA